UUGUCAAUGUCAAAUGAAGCAUAUUUCUGACAAGCAAACAAAAACAACAGAGAAGAUUUUUUUAGGGUUAUAAAUAAAUUAAAACCUAAAAGUUCUCUUUACUUUGUGUUUAAUAUACUAGAACUAGAAGCUAGAAGCAAAUACAAGUCUCCUUGAUUUUGUUUCAUAAGUGUAAUUAGUACAAAAUGUCUCAAACCACAGCUGAAAAACCCACCGAAGUGAAAGCAAAGAAGGAGGCUGAAGAAGAUAAAAACGAAUUGUCUGAAGAAGACAAGCAACUUCAGGAUGAGCUAAAUCUUUGUGUGGAAAGAUUGACGGAAAAUGAUGAAAAUCUAUAUCUAUCCGCCCUGAAUAUUCUCUCAACGAAAAUUAAAGCUUCUACAACUUCUAUGACGUCUGUGCCGAAACCAUUGAAGUUUAUGCGACCCCAUUAUGAUACCAUGAAGCAAGUUUAUGAUAAAAUCAAAAACCCUGAGGUCCAAAGGGUGUGCGCCGAUAUUAUUUCAGUUUUGGCCAUGACUUUGGGAGACGGGCGUGAAUGUUUGAAAUAUAGACUUUUGUCAGAUUUGGAUAAGAUUGGAGAAUGGGGUCAUGAAUAUGUCAGGCAUCUUUCUGGUGAAAUUGCUGCUGAAUGGGGAGAAAAAGAUGAAGACGACAAAGACAUGGAAGCAAAAGUCAUUCAGUUGGCCAAACAAAUUGUUCCUUACAAUAUGGCUCACAAUGCAGAAGCUGAAGCUUGCGACUUGCUCAUGGAAAUAGAAAGACUUGAUCUCUUGGAAAGAUAUGUGGAUGAAAAUAUUUACACCAGAGUUUGCUUAUAUCUUACAAGUUGUGUGGAGUAUGUUGCUGAUCCAGAAAACACGACUCUUUUGCAAACUGCUCUAAUGCUAUUUAAAAAGUUUGGCCAGUAUCCUCAAGCUCUACGUUUGGGAAUGAAGUUGAAUGAACAAAAACUUAUUGAAGAAAUAUUUUUGUCCUGUCCAGAUACCAUUGUCCAAAAACAACUGGCCUUUAUGUUAGGUCGUCAACAAAUCUACAUAGAAGUCCCUGAAACCACUCCAGAAUAUGAAGAUCUAACAGAAAUAAUGGCCAAUUGUCAUUUGAAUAAUCAUUUCUUAAACUUGGCAAGAGAAUUAGAUAUCAUGGAACCAAAAACCCCUGAAGAUGUUUACAAAUCUCAUUUGGAAAAUACCAGACCUUCUUUUGGAGGUAGUCAAGUAGAUUCCGCAAAACAAAAUCUUGCUGCUAGUUUUGUCAAUGGUUUCGUAAAUGCUGCUUUUGGCCAAGACAAACUUCUCAUGGAAGAUGGUAAUAAGUGGCUCUACAAAAACAAAGAUCAUGGCAUGUUGAGUGCAACAGCUUCACUUGGAUUAGUACUUUUAUGGGAUGUUGAUGGGGGUUUGACUCCAAUUGACAAGUACUUAUACUCUUCAGAAGAUCAUAUUAAAUCUGGAGCACUUCUAGCAUGUGGUAUAGUCAACUGUGGUGUCAGAAAUGAAUGUGACCCUGCUCUUGCCUUAUUAAGUGACUAUGUUAUGCAUAGCGCUCCGAUCAUAAGAAUUGGUGCAAUAUUAGGUCUGGGAUUAGCGUAUGUGGGCUCUAACAGGGAAGCAGUACUCGGCCUACUAUACCCAGUAUUUUCCGAUAAAAGUUCUAAUAUGGAAGUUAUUGGAAUGGCUGCUUUGGCUUGUGGAAUGAUUUCAGUUGGUUCUGAAAAUUCCCAAGUAACUACGAUCCUCAUGCAGACAUUGAUGGACAGAUCUGAAGAUGACUUGAAGGAUACUUAUGCUAGAUUUAUACCUUUGGGAGUUGGCUUAUGUCAUUUGGGGAAACAAGAUAGUGUUGAUGCAAUUGUUGCUGCUUUGGCAGUUCUUCCUGAACCAUUUGGAUCUAUGGCAACAACUAUGGUGGAUAUUUGUGCCUAUGCUGGUACAGGAAAUGUAUUAAAAAUUCAACAAUUACUCCACAUCUGUUCUGAGCACUAUGACAGUGAUACAUCUGAACAAGAGAAAAAAGAUAAAGAUAAGGAUAAAAAAGAAAAAUCCGAAGAUAAGGAAAAAGACCAUUCAUCAAGGCAAGCUAUUGCUGUCCUUGGUAUUGCCCUUAUAAGCAUGGGAGAGGAUAUUGGCAGUGAAAUGGCUUAUAGAACCUUUGGACAUCUAUUAAGAUAUUGCGAGCCUGCUAUAAGAAGAGCCGUUCCUUUAGCUUUAGGUCUUAUUUCUGUCUCGAACCCGAAAUUGAGUAUUCUGGAUACUUUGAGUAAAUUCUCCCAUGACAGUGACUCAGAAGUUGCUCAUAAUGCUAUAUUUGCAAUGGGUUUAGUAGGAGCUGGCACUAACAAUGCAAGACUGGCCGCUAUGCUACGUCAACUAGCACAAUACCAUGCGAAAGAUCCCAAUAAUCUUUUCAUGGUUAGGAUUGCACAAGGGUUGACUCAUUUAGGAAAAGGAACUUUGACUCUUUGUCCAUAUCAUAGUGACAGGCAGCUAAUGAGUCCUGUAGCAGUUGCUGGCCUAAUGGGUACUUUAGUUGGUUGUCUGGAUGUUAAAAACAUUAUUCUUGGAAAAUCACACUAUUUGCUGUACACAUUAGCAGCGGCCAUGCAACCUAGAAUGUUGGUUACUUUUGAUGAAGAUCUCAACCCAUUGCCUGUACCUGUUCGUGUUGGUUUGGCUGUAGAUGUGGUUGGGCAAGCCGGCAAACCGAAAACAAUAACUGGUUUCCAGACUCAUACAACUCCAGUACUAUUAGCUCAUGGAGAAAGAGCCGAGCUGGCCACAGAAGAAUACCUUUCGCUCACACCCAUAAUGGAAGGAUUUGUGAUAUUGAAGAAAAAUCCCGAUUUUAGUCCGUAACUUGUUUAUUUAGCUUUAUAAGUAGUUAGUCUUGAGAUGAGAUGAGUGGAAAUAUUUGUGAUUAUUUUAAGAGGUAUACAUAUUUGGUUUGAUUUUUUGUGUGUUUCAGUAUUUGCCUGGGGUGAAACCUUGGGGCCAGUACCAGAAUAUUUUUUAAAAAAAUGUUACAUAAAUACUUCCGCUCAUGUCGUUUCAAGGAGUAUACUCUGUUCACUGUUUUUUUUUUUUGAAUAGGCGGUAAUAGAAGACCAAAAAUGUUAUGGUAACUAUAUUCUAUGCUAUAUUGAAAGGAUGUUAAAAUUAAUAAUUAUCACAAAAACCAAACAGCAUAUCCAAAGAUGCUCCUCCUGCUUUCAAAAAUUUAAACACUCUAAUAUUAUAUUGAAGCAAUAUUGUUUGUCAGUUGGUUUUCAUAAAGUUCUUUAAUGUAGAACCGAUGACCGAGACAAAGACAUGAGGCUAACAAAAAAAGUAAAAGUUCAGGUUGGGCGUGUCUGAACACUUUUAAUAGGAAACUUCAGAUCAUAGAAUCUUCAGAUUUUGAGGAGAUCGUUUCCUCAGAGUGAAAAUCCCCUAAAUGUCAAACUUGGUUGACUUGGUUUCUGAAAUACGCAAUACAGUUUUUUUGUUGAAAUGCAUGGAUAUGUUCUUGUAUUUCAGAACAGGCUGGUAGGACAGAGAUUUAGGAAAUGCUCUAUACAUUUAUCUUGGGCGCGUUCUGAAAUAUAUAGCUGUUUCCAUACAUAACCUUGUAUAUUAGGGCUAACAUAAUCUCCCCACAUUUUCAUAGCCACCCAUUCUAAAAAAAAAUAGUGAAUGGAUUUUAAGUGUAGGUAUUACUUAUAAUAUUUUUGAUAUACAGUGUAUUCAAAAUUAAAGACUGUAUAUUGGGAUUUUGCCUAUCGGAUAUACAUUAUUUAUAAGUACAGGAAAAAGACCUAUAAAUAAUUUAUUUCAUGAUUAUUGUAUUAAUAUCUUUGAAUCCCAAGAUAACGAAUUAAUAAUAAAAAUUCACUAAUAUUA
Ceutorhynchus assimilis (cabbage seed weevil) is the source of this 3878-nucleotide messenger RNA. The record is from the annotation of a GenBank genome assembly. NCBI's taxonomy places the organism in Eukaryota, Metazoa, Arthropoda, Insecta, Coleoptera, Curculionidae.